Messenger RNA from Sinocyclocheilus grahami, 490 nucleotides. Its product is annotated as metaxin-3-like. The annotation marks the transcript as partial. Gene Ontology annotation, biological process: mitochondrion organization. NCBI's taxonomy places the organism in Eukaryota, Metazoa, Chordata, Actinopteri, Cypriniformes, Cyprinidae. Gene Ontology annotation, cellular component: SAM complex; cytoplasm. The record is from RefSeq and is a predicted model, not a curated record. The transcript has 4 exons.
AUCACAGAAGUAGAGGGAAAGAUCUACAGUGAAGCCAAAGAGUGCCUGAAUUUGCUCUCCCACAGACUUGGGAACUUCCACUUCUUCUUUGGAGACACGCCUACAAGCCUGGACGCCUUUGUUUUUGGCCAUAUCGCCCCUCUUAUUAAAGCCCCUAUUCCCAGUGGCCAGCUUCAGAAGCACCUGAACCAACUUGAUAACCUCUGCCAGUUCUGCAACACCAUCCUUAAAAACUACUUUACCGACGCCUCUGCUGAGAAGAGAAUGGACUGCUCUCCGACGGCUACCCAUGAUCCUGUCGAUGCAAACCUCCAGAAACUGACACAACUUGUUAACAAAGAGUCCAACCUUAUUGAAAAGGUCUUGGCAAGAUCUGCUGAUUCACUUCUGAAUUUAAUGUCACUAGAAAUUGCAGUUACAUGUUUAAAAGUAUGUGGACACUGUUUUUUCACAAUGUAUUGAAAUGUAUUUGUUCCUAUUCAGAAUUCCA